This is a messenger RNA of Zootoca vivipara (common lizard), 2699 nucleotides long. It is a transcript of the gene CA14, whose product is annotated as carbonic anhydrase 14. The record is from RefSeq and is a predicted model, not a curated record. Lineage: Eukaryota; Metazoa; Chordata; Lepidosauria; Squamata; Lacertidae. Gene Ontology annotation, cellular component: plasma membrane. Gene Ontology annotation, molecular function: zinc ion binding; carbonate dehydratase activity.
CCUUGUCCAAACACCGUUGGGACUCCACAGACUCCUGUGGACGGCGUAUUUAAGGAGCAGGGACCUCGGGCGCACGGCAAACUCCCUCUGUCGCUCAGAGCUACCUUAAAAACAAAAUAAAAAACGCCCAGGGUUGUUUUUUUUCUUUGGUGGCUGGCAAAGUGGCUCUAAUGACUCCCUUGGAGAGGACAAGGUAGGGGCAAAAGCAGGCAGAUCUCAUUCGUGGGGACCUGGACAUCCAUCUGCACCCAUUCUGUUUUGGGGAACUGAAUAUAUCUUUGCGAAGACUGAGAAGCCACAGUGGAAGGGAGCAUAAAAAGGCAAUUAUUAUUAUUUUUGGCCCAGAGAACAUCCAUUUUUUUAUAAAAAAAAAAUCCUCAUCCACCUGUCUUCUGCAAUUCCAAGAUGCUCCUUGCUGUUCUCUUCCUGCAAGUUCUCCCUCAAGCUUGGACUGGGAGCAGUGGAUCCCACUGGACAUAUGAAGGGUCCCACGGACAGGAGCACUGGCCGGACACUUACCCAGACUGUGGCUGGAAAGCUCAGUCCCCUAUCGAUAUCGAAACGGGCACAGUCCAAUACGACCAUUCCUUGCCUCCGGUUGAGACGUCGGGGUAUCGGAAUCCAGAAGGCGACGACUUCACCCUGAUAAAUAACGGACACACAGUGCAGAUGUCUCUGCCGCCAAGCAUGCGACUGCACGGUUUGCCCAAGAUCUUUACGGCUGUUCAGCUGCACCUCCACUGGGGUGGGAAGGGGAGCCUCGAAGGGUCAGAGCACAAGGUAGACGGGAGGCCCUUCCCAGCAGAACUUCACGUUGUCCAUUACAACUCAGAGAAGUACAGCAACGUGAGCUUGGCAAUGCAGCACCCAGAUGGGCUGGCGGUCUUGGGCGUUUUCCUGGAGGCUGGCGAUGCGGAGAACUCUGCCUACGGCCACAUCCUGGACCUGCUGGACAAGAUCCAGUACGCAGAACAGAAAACCACCGUCGCCCCAUUCAACGUCCGUGACCUCCUGCCGGUACAUUUGGGCCACUUUUUCCGCUACAACGGCUCUCUGACCACCCCGCCUUGCUUUCAAAGCGUGCUGUGGACUGUCUUCCACCAGCCCGUCCAGCUCUCGGCUGCUCAGCUAGAGAAGCUGCAGAAGUCUGUCUAUAGUACAGCGGAAGGAGAAGCCCACCCAGAGCUUCUCGUGAAUAAUUUCCGGGCUCCGCAAUCCUUGAAUGGCCGAGUGGUGCUUGCUUCUUUCCCCGUGGGGCCACCAGGAUAUUCCGCAGGUGAGAUUGUGGCCAUCAUUUUCGGGGUGCUUUUGGGGUGCCUGGGCAUUUUCCUUGCCGGCUGGAUUGUGGCGAAGAGAAUACGGUGAGACGCGGACACAGACGUGAGGCCGUGCUGGUUCCUUCUUCCUGCAGGAGGGAGAAGAGGAUGCAGGAACAAAAGGGCGUCGUCUUCACAUCUUCUUCCCGGCGAGCGGUUUUGGACUGACGCCUUGACUCGCAACGCAGACAGGCUCCCUCUGAAUCAUCUCCUAUUCCUUUGCCCUGACACACACACACACACACACACACACACACAUUACACAUUUUGCAGGGCCAGGAAGGGCAGCGGAUGAGGCCACAGAAAUUUGGCCCUCCUGGUGUUGAGGAACUACAACUCCCACCCCCUUCCCUUGGCGGGAGUUAUAGUUUGGAUCGCCAAAGGUCCCCCCCCCACCUCUGCUUUGUUCUGCCCAGAGAGCAGGAAUUUAGGGUUGCCUUUGUCUCAGGCAGUUGCCCUCCAGAUAAUGUACUCCGACUCCCAUCGGCCAGCGCAACCGACGAGUUGAGGAAGUUUACACGGUCAACAUCUGGAGAGCAAGGCUGAUAAGAAGGGAGAAAAAUCCAGAUUGUUUUAAAAGGAAAAAGGUUUGCACAGCCUGCUGGGUUUGACAAGGAACAAGGAACAGAUGAACAAAGAGUUUUGGGUUUGUCCAGUUUACAACUUUCCACCCAGGUGUCCCCCCCUCCCCUAAGGGAAAAAAAACAACAGAAUUAGAUACUGUACACUCUUGUUAUUUUCAUGGAUUUAAAACACCCACACACCCACACCCCACAUUUCUUCCUGGAGCCAGAGUUGCAAACAGAUGUAGACUGAGCCCCCUAACCACUUUAUAAAAGAAAUAAAAGUCCCUCCCCCCUUUUUUGCCCCAUUGACUGCAUACUGCUUUGGAUUUAGGGUGGGGGUAGGGGAAAGGGAGGUGGCGAGACAAGGGAGCAGGGGCACAUAUUUAUUUUGGGGAGGCAGUGUGGGGUAGCUGUGAGUGUGUCGGAACUGGGAAGAGACCAGGGUUGAAAUCCCUGCUCGGACAUGAAGUGGGUGAACUUAGGCUAGUGGCUGCCUGUCGGCCUACCUCACAGGUUUGUUGUGUGGGUCAAAAGAGGAGGGGAGAAAACCAGGUUUGCCACUUAGAUGGUACAGUGGUACCUUGGGUUACAAACGCUUCAGUUUACAGACUCCGCAAACCCAGAAAUAGUAUCUCAGGUUAAGAACUUUGCUUCAGGAUGAGAACAGAAAUCGUGCUCCGGUGGCACUGAGAAGCCCCAUUAGCUAAAGUGGUACCUCAGGUUAAGAACAGUUUCAGGUUAAGAACAGACCUCCAGAAUGAAUUAAGUUCCUAACCUGAGGUAUCACUGUAUAUCGAUGGAAUGAACAUCUGGAGGG